CAUAUGCCCAACUAGAAAAAGGAAGGUCGCCAUUUUGGCUCAAACAAAGUCAGAAAGACUUAAAUACGGAUGUUUUGUAAUUUAGGAUUAAUACAGUACCUAUAUUAUGCCAAUCAGUCAUGUGAGUGAGCUGACAAUUGACAAAUUAGUUUGUUUUCAAGCAAUGUAAAUGUGCAGUUUUGCUUAAAAAAAGAGAGAAGAUGUUUACCUCUGCGGUGCCUGUUUGCCAGCAUAACAAAUUCCUACAAUAACAAUACUAUUAACGCUGGUGUUAUUUAGUUUGUUUGUUUUCGUGUACAAUGGGUGGAUGCUCGGCUCCUAAUUGUUCCAAUUCAACCAGCAUCGGGAAACAACUGUAUAGAUUUCCCAAAGAUCCUGUCAGGAAGAAGAAAUGGCUUAUGAAUUGCCGACGCGACUUUGAACCAACUCCACACUCGAGAUUAUGCCAAGAGCAUUUUGAGCCGAGUCAGUUUGAGGAGUUGGCAAAAUCCCCAGCUGGAGGAAAGAAAUUGAAGCCCAAUGCCAUCCCAACUCUCUUCAGUGCCGGAGACCCUCCUUACCCUGCAAUUACUACUCCAUUCAUUAUGCUGCCCUUGAAACCUGAGCUAGUGGAGAAGGAGCUGAAUGUUGGUGAUCAUGGCUAUGCUAGACGCACUCCUCUGCUUGGCCUGGAAGAGGAGGAUGGAGAUAGGUCAGCUGUGGACCAGCAGUCCUGCACACAAUGUCACCUCCUCAAAAAACAGCUGGAGAAAGAAAUGCAGCACACCUUAAGACUACAAAAGGAGGCAGAAGAGAUGAAGAAACGUCUCUACAGGCUUGACCGUAUUGAGAAGGGACUCCAGAACUUUCUAUAUGAGGACCAGAUCCGCGCUCUGUCUCUCACCAAGCGGUCUCGCCGAGCCGUCUGGUCUCCAGAGACUAUCCUGAAGGCUAGAAAGAUUCGAAGCGCGGUGGGCACCAAAGGCUAUGAGUACCUGAGAGAGCUGGGGUACCCGUUACCCUCCUACCGGACUCUAUGUAACCGCCUAGAAACCAAGAUCAUGGUAACGACUGACAUGAGCUGUGAGGAAUUGGCAGAGCUGGGCCUGGGACUCAUGGCCACCUGCGAUAGCCCAACAGAAGAUGUUGGCGACAAUGAUGAGGAAGACCUUCUUGGUGUCUUGUCGUGAUUUCUGCUGUUUGCGUGACUCAUCAAGCAAAUGAGAGCUCUCAUCAAAUGGACACUAUUUGCUUUGCACCAUUUACUUAAGGAUGCUCUUUAAGUUUGAUGAGAUGCAGGAGAACGCGCUUAACACAAGGUCACACAAAAGUAUGCUGAGAUUUGUUGGGAAACUUAAAACAUGCAACCAAUUGAGUCAUGUGACCGCUAGCAGACCAAACACUUUUUUUUUUUCAUUUUAUGACUCGUUUAGAAAACCCAAGGAACACAAAAAUACAACUGACCACAAUAAUCCAGAACAUAUUAGUAAUGAUGUUAUUGUGUCAGACUAUACAACAAAGCCUGCAAUUGCACAAGCAUGUAGCAUGUUAACACAUUUUUCUCGAUAGGUAAAAUGUUAUGAUACUUUUAUGUACACUAGUAUGCAUCCAAAGCCAAAAAACAAUCACUAUCUAUUUUUUAAGCACUCAAUCUAGAAGGCACACUUGUUCAAGUUCAACUAUAGUCACAUGUUCCAAUACUUUUGCUCACUUAAAAAGUGAGUGAGUGACAAAAGGUGCUUUGUCCGAAGUUGCUCAACACACUAUGAUGCAAAUAUCAAGAAAUAAAAGCUAUAAUUUUAAA
Molecule: messenger RNA, 1783 nt
Organism: Syngnathus typhle (broad-nosed pipefish)
Lineage: Eukaryota; Metazoa; Chordata; Actinopteri; Syngnathiformes; Syngnathidae
Exons: 4
Coding region: 300-1169 (289 amino acids)
Molecular function (GO): sequence-specific DNA binding
Source: RefSeq, a predicted model, not a curated record